AGCAAAGCAGACAGCAAUCGGAACCGGCUUUUUAUCAAAACGUUCAUAAAAUGCCGUUUUAUGCAUUUUGCUACCGGUUUAAGUGCAUAAAAACAGUUUUUCCAGUAGACUUUCGUUAGUACUUUUACAACUAGCAACCAAAGCAAAAGUUGAAGUUCAACAACACUUGGAAUAAUGGACAAAUUUACCAUUGCUGUUCUGCUACUGGCCCUUCUGGGUACUUCCUACGCCCAAAGCAACUGCCCAAUGCCGUGUCCGCACAUCAUGGACCCGGUCUGUGGCACCGCCGACGGAAGAGACUACCGGUACUUUGCCAACGGUUGCCGGAUGCAGGCCUACAACGAGUGCGAGCGCGGUUCCGAGAGGGAACUUCAUGAAGUUGACCUAAGCAACUGUGACGAACCAGGCUGGGAGUAGGAAAGAAAUGUUUGAGUUGUAAUCUUCAGAUGAAUAAAAAAAACGAUGAAUUAUGAAA
This is a messenger RNA of Culex pipiens pallens (northern house mosquito), 475 nucleotides long. It is a transcript of the gene Kaz-m1, whose product is annotated as vasotab-TY2. The record is from RefSeq and is a predicted model, not a curated record. Lineage: Eukaryota; Metazoa; Arthropoda; Insecta; Diptera; Culicidae. The transcript has 3 exons. Gene Ontology annotation, molecular function: protein binding. Bases 175 to 417 code for a protein of 80 amino acids.